CAAGGUUUAAGUCUCAAAGUACUCUAAACCAUAAUUUGAUAUGUCUGUGGUAAUUCAGAAGUGCGAAAAACGCCAUGUAGGGCUUGUAAUGCUCAGGCUUUUAACUGAAAAGCUGUUAAGAGUCAUAUCAAUCUUUCCAUCAAGAGGGACUGAUCACAGUAUUGUUGAGUUUGUUGAAGAUGUAGAAGAAACAAAGAUGGUCCCAAAAGAUGUGAAGGAAGGGCAUUUUGCAGUGAUUGCAGUCAAAGGUGGAAAACAGAAGAGGUUUAUCCUGGAGUUAAGCUGUCUGAGAAACCCAGCAUUCCUGACGCUGCUAGAGCAGGCUAAAGAGGAAUAUGGAUUCCGACAAAAGGGAGUGCUUGUACUUCCUUGUGAACCUGAAGAGUUACAGAAGAUUUUAGAAGACAGCACAAAGAUAUAUAGAUAAUUGCUGAUAUUUAGUGCAGUUUAUACAUAAAUUGUUCCCACAUUCUGGGAUAGCUUUUAGUUUGAUGAUUCUGCUUCUUAGCAGCUAAUUACUCCCAUGUCUUUACUGUUAUCAUUUAGAAUUGAUAACUAAUCAAAUGCUAAAAAAAUGAAUGCUGAU
Molecule: messenger RNA, 586 nt
Organism: Theobroma cacao (cacao)
Lineage: Eukaryota; Viridiplantae; Streptophyta; Magnoliopsida; Malvales; Malvaceae
Product: auxin-responsive protein SAUR32-like
Biological process (GO): response to auxin
Source: RefSeq, a predicted model, not a curated record